Plasmodium fragile is the source of this 1044-nucleotide messenger RNA. RefSeq lists its product as uncharacterized. Bases 1 to 1044 code for a protein of 347 amino acids. Lineage: Eukaryota; Apicomplexa; Aconoidasida; Haemosporida; Plasmodiidae. The record is from RefSeq and is a predicted model, not a curated record. The transcript is spliced from 2 exons.
AUGAAAAAUGUAGAAUUCGUACGAGAUGACAAUGACGAUGCUUUUCGAAGGAAACAUUGUUUUGAUAUAAAUUAUUGGCUCUAUGAUGAAGUGCAUAAAAAAUUGCAGUCCACUGACAAGGAGAAUGAUUUUCAGAAUAUAAUGAACCUCUUUGAUGGAAUGUGGAAAAGGUUUAUUAAUCAUAGUUAUGAUGUAAAUACUAGAGAAGUAUGUUUCCCCAAUGCAACCUUAUUUAGGGAUAACUUCCUGGAAUAUUUGAAGAGGGUGAAGAAUUUUAUGGAUUAUAUUGAAGAUUAUUAUUUCAUUAAAGGAGAAAUUGGUAAAAGCACAUAUUAUGCAUGUGAAGUGUAUUUCGAUUAUCUUAAGGAGAGAAUUCCAUUAUAUUUAGCCUUUGGACCAUUAUGUAGAAAGCAAGGAAGUAACACAUGUACAAAUUAUAUUCUAGGUUAUAGCUUUUAUGAUCCAAAGCAUCUCGUUACAAAAAGUCAAGCAUUAACAAUAUAUGGUCUAAGUUGGUUGUAUCCUUGUUAUAAUAAGAUCGUACAUUUGUUCAAUGAUUAUGAGAACGCACGUCAAAAAUUCAUAGGACAGUAUGCUAAGUACGUUAAACCUUUCAUUGAUGCAGCUGAACAAAGGUUUGAAAAAUUAGCACAGAGGGGUACAGUAAAAAAUCCGCUCCCUGUAGAAAAUGUGGAAGUUGUCGAUGUAGCAAUUCCAACUCACUCAGAACAACCCACAGGAGUUCCAAGUAAACUAUAUAGUCACGAUGGUAUUUCUCAAACGCUGAAAACUGAACAACCAGUUCCAUGGAUUAAAAUUGGUGUGUUUACACUUCUUUCUGCAUUGAGCAUCACAAUGCUUGUAACAGCUUUAAUGAAGUUCACUCCACUUGGGAACCUGUUCUCACGAAGGCGGAAACGAAUAAGACGGGAGCUUCAGUAUAGUUAUUAUUCUGUAGCGGGAGAUUCAAUAUUUGGCAGUUAUAAUAGUUUGAGUACUAAUUCCGAUGAAGGUGAACGCAGUAUAGCAUACGGAGCGAUGUAA